UUUUGACUGCAGCACGUGAGCCCCAUCCGCGGUACAUGGAGUUCCAGCGCGAGCAGCUGAGGGGAGAUGUCCAGGAAAAGAGCCGCAGAGUCGGUGUCGGUGCCCAGCAGCACCCCGGAGAGGAAGCGGGCCUGCUGGGGCGUUCUGAUCAGCCAAGGGUCGUGGGCAGAUCGCUCUCCGCUCCAUGACGCAGCGUCUCAGGGUCGCCUGCUGAUCCUGCGCAGGCUGCUGGCUGAGGGAUAUCAAGUAAACAUUAAGACCAUCGACCAAGUGACGCCCCUCCAUGAAGCCUGUCUGUCUGGACACGUGGCAUGUGUCAGGGCGUUGCUAAGUGCUGGAGCUAAUGUGAAUGCUGCCACCAUCGACGGCGUCACUCCCCUGUAUAACUGCUGUGCAUCAGGGAGCGUCGGGUGUAUGGAGCUGCUGCUGCAGAAUGGAGCGCACAUGCACACACUUCACACACACUUCCCUUCGUCUAUGCAUGAAGCCUGCAGGAGAGGGAACAGCCAGUGUGUGGAGACCCUUCUUUCUCAUGGAGCAGAUCCAGACUGCCAGGUCCCCCACCUGGGCUCCCCUCUCUACGUGAGCUGCCUGCACCGACACGCAGCCUGCUCAAAGGUUUUGUUGGACAAAGGAGCCAGUGUUAAUGCAGGGAAAGGCGGGGAAAGUCCUCUGCAUGUAGCUGCCAGACAGGACAGCACAGAUCUGGUGUCGGUUUUACUCGACCAUGGCGCUGAAACCAAGCUCAGAGACGGAAACGGCCAGCGGCCUUUAGACCUCGCUCCGCCUGGUGGAGAAACACACCAGCUGCUGGUGGCAUUCGAAGCGUCCCCCAGGAGUCUCUGCCAGCUGUGCCGUCUCCGGAUCAGGACCGUGAUUGGGCGAGCCAGACUCAAGCAGCUUCCUCUCCUCCCUCUUCCUUCACUUCUCACUCAAUAUUUGGAGCACACAUAGAGCCAUAGGCUGCAUGCUCUCUUGUAGUUUUGUGUCUCCAAUGCAAAAACAGAAAAUGUUGGCAAGUAUUUUUGGUCUAGUUUCUAGUGCAAAUAUCUCAGUACACCUGAAAUAAGACAAAACUGACUUAGAAGUAACUUUUUAGUACAUUUUCAGCAAGAAGUAGCAGCUUCUUCUAUGUAAGUUCGUAAUAUUAAUGAAAAAGUACUAGUGAUAAGUACUUCAAGACAUUUUUCCCAUGUUAUUUCACUCAUAACUAGUACUU
Molecule: messenger RNA, 1219 nt
Organism: Xiphophorus maculatus (southern platyfish)
Lineage: Eukaryota; Metazoa; Chordata; Actinopteri; Cyprinodontiformes; Poeciliidae
Gene: asb5b
Product: ankyrin repeat and SOCS box protein 5-like
Exons: 7
Coding region: 67-954 (295 amino acids)
Biological process (GO): positive regulation of protein catabolic process; intracellular signal transduction; protein ubiquitination
Molecular function (GO): protein binding
Source: RefSeq, a predicted model, not a curated record